Molecule: messenger RNA, 1161 nt
Organism: Miniopterus natalensis
Lineage: Eukaryota; Metazoa; Chordata; Mammalia; Chiroptera; Miniopteridae
Gene: OPRD1
Product: opioid receptor delta 1
Biological process (GO): G protein-coupled opioid receptor signaling pathway; neuropeptide signaling pathway
Cellular component (GO): neuron projection; plasma membrane
Molecular function (GO): G protein-coupled enkephalin receptor activity; neuropeptide binding
Source: RefSeq, a predicted model, not a curated record
AUGGAACCGGCCCCGUCGGCGGACACCGAGCUGCAGCCCCUGCUCCUCGCCACCGCUUCGGACGCCUUUCCCAGCGCCUUCCCCAGCGCUGGCGCCAAUGCGUCGGGGCCGCCGAGCGGCCGCAGCGCCUCGUCCCUCGCCCUGGCCAUCGCCAUCACCACGCUGUACUCACUGGUGUGCGCCGUGGGGCUGCUGGGCAACGUGCUGGUCAUGUACGGCAUCGUCCGGUACACUAAGAUGAAGACAGCCACCAACAUCUACAUCUUCAACUUGGCCUUGGCAGAUGCCUUGGCCACCAGCACGCUGCCCUUCCAGAGCGCCAAGUACCUGAUGGAGACAUGGCCCUUUGGGGAGCUGCUCUGCAAGGCUGUGCUCUCCAUUGACUACUAUAAUAUGUUCACCAGCAUCUUCACACUCACCAUGAUGAGUGUCGACCGCUAUAUUGCUGUCUGCCACCCUGUCAAGGCCCUGGACUUCCGCACACCCGCCAAGGCCAAACUGAUCAACAUCUGCAUCUGGGUCCUGGCCUCGGGUGUUGGUGUACCCAUCAUGAUCAUGGCUGUGACCCAUCCCCGGGACGGGGCAGUGGUGUGCACGCUGCAGUUCCCCAACCCCAGCUGGUACUGGGACACGGUGACGAAGAUCUGCGUGUUCCUCUUCGCCUUCGUGGUGCCCAUCCUGGUCAUCACCGUGUGCUACGGCCUCAUGCUGCUGCGCCUGCGCAGCGUGCGCCUGCUCUCGGGCUCGAGGGAGAAGGACCGCAGCCUGCGGCGCAUCACGCGCAUGGUGCUGGUGGUGGUGGGCGCCUUCGUGGUGUGCUGGGCGCCCAUCCACAUCUUCGUCAUCGUCUGGACGCUGGUGGACAUCGACCGCCGCGACCCGCUGGUGGUGGCCGCGCUGCACCUGUGCAUCGCGCUGGGCUACGCCAACAGCAGCCUCAACCCGCUGCUCUACGCCUUCCUGGACGAGAACUUCAAGCGCUGCUUCCGCCAGCUCUGCAGCCCGCCCUGCGGCCGCGCGCAGCCCCGCAGCCUCGGCCGUGGAAAUGGCCUCACCUUCGUCCUGGGCACUAGUUGCCUCAUUCCCCACGUGGGUGCUGCAGGGGCCGGAGCACCUGGACUUGCGAGCAGGUUCGACUCGCGCGUGCGCACUCGUGGCUAG